AUGCCCUAUAAUACCCGUCGCAAGUCAUUAUCUCUCCCAUCUCUAGGCAUCCACCUCCCCAACUCAUCUCGUCGCUCUCCCUCCAUUUCAAAAGUAUCUGGUCCAGCUUCGCAUGAAGAUGCGCAUCCUACAAAAAAAUUGAAGCGCUCCCACACUUCUUCAUCGCCCGAGCCUUCAAGGAGGGAGUCUGCUGUGCGCGCUGGUCGACACGGGGUCUUCGAACACACCCCACCACCAUCGCCGCUAGAUGCUGGUGUUACGCCUAAGAUUGACACGGAGGGUAUUAAUGAUGACAUUGUGGUGGCGGUGAUCGACCAGCUGGAGAAGACUGGAAACCGCCCCCAUCUAGUGAAGGAGCUGGCCGCAGUUUUGGUUACCCUAAACGUUACCGUCGCAAAUUCCGCAAAUCCUGCCGCCCUCUUAUCAUCCAGGUUGGCUGCUUACAUGAAGCGCUCAUGGACAGCUCUUGCGCCGUGCCCGAUGGCCAAGGAGCUUGUGCUUAUUCACCCCCGCAAAGUCUACUAUUACUUGACGACUUACCCUCGUCAACCUAUUCCGGAACCCUCGGAUGAAUUCCUUCUUGUCGCCCAUAUCACCCCAAGCGUCUCAAGUCUUGACCAAGACGAACGUGACCUGAUGGCGCGCGAUCGGAGCCCUAGUCCAGAGGUGGACCUGUCUUCGCUUAACUACGAGGAAGAUGUCGAUCUUAAUGGUUCCGCUGGCCGGGGGACUCCUUCCGACCAGUUUCCAGAUCCUUCUAGCCAUACGCGCUUGAUGCACUCACACCGUGCUGCUUCGCCGCCUCUGGAGGGUGACGAGAAGGAAUUCACUCAGACCGCUAGUGCUGUGCGCGAGCGCGCUUCAGAGGAAAAGGCCAGUCGUGAUCUGUCCGGCCGGAGCAUUUCUGUUCUCUCUGAGGGCCUCAGCUCUAUGGACGAGGACAUGGCUGAUUCCAUGGUGAAGGGUAGAUCAAUCUCACCAUCUAUCCAAGGAGAUCGCAUGUCUGAAGUAGAAUUCAGCGAUUACUUCUCCCACUUGAAUUCUGUGGAUCAAGGAGCCCACGAUUUGGAUGAGGCUGCAGCGGCAACCCUCUUCGGCACUUCCCCUUCUCCAUCCCUCACUUCCGUCGCGUCGUCAGUCUCGUCUGGUACGAGCGAUAUUAUCGAUGCUGUGAGUAAGAGAGGCGACAUGUUACCUCCCACUCCUCAGAUCAGCCUUCCCGAUGUCGCUCCUGUCUCGACUCUCAAGCGCUCCCUCGACAUGUUGAAUAGCGGUUUUGAUGUGGAUUUCAAAAUGUCUGAUCUUACCGAGUCCCACGAGAAGCUUAGUUUGGAACCUCGGGCCAUGGUUCCCAUGGAUACAGAGUCUAUAUUCGACUCGUGGAGAGAGUUGCAGAAUCCAGAAACUGUCGAGGUAGAUGAACUUGACGAGAUGUUUGGCGAAAUCUAA
This is a messenger RNA of Penicillium taxi, 1449 nucleotides long. RefSeq lists its product as uncharacterized. Lineage: Eukaryota; Fungi; Ascomycota; Eurotiomycetes; Eurotiales; Aspergillaceae. The transcript has 2 exons. The coding region runs from base 1 to 1449 and encodes 482 amino acids. The record is from RefSeq and is a predicted model, not a curated record.